CACGCGUGAGCACAUCCGUUCAGUUAUCCGCCAUUUCGAUUGAUAGUGUUCGGUCUCGAGAUGGUCGCAAACAUUAUCUGAUUGCACAUUAUGCCAUCAGGGCUUCUGCAAGAAUCUCGCCCUUCUUUGCUCAGUCACAGAGGACUUCACCGGACAGCUCGCCCAAAAUGUUCGAAAAGUCUCUAUACGACCUCAUCCGAGGCCUGCGGAACCACAAGGGCAACGAGAAGGAAUACAUCCAAAACAGCUUGAAAGAAUGUCGGGCAGAGAUUCGAGGGCAGGAUAUGGACCUCAAAGCUACAGCUUUAUUGAAACUUGUAUAUCUCGAGAUGUUUGGCCACGACAUGUCUUGGGCAUCUUUCCAUGUACUGGAAGUGAUGUCUUCAGCGAAGUAUCUCCAGAAGCGAGUAGGGUAUCUCGGUGCAGUUCAGAGCUUUCGACCAGAUACAGAAGUCUUGAUGUUGGCUACAAAUCUACUGAAGAAGGAUUUGACUUCCACUUCUGUGACAACGAUGACCCUUCCUAUAAUAACGUUACCACAUGUCAUUACACCAUCGUUGGCCAUGUCUGUACUUUCGGAUCUUCUCCCAAGAUUGACGCAUUCACAUCCUGCCAUCCGAAAAAAGACUAUCGUCACUCUGUACCGAUUGGCCCUCGUCUACCCCGAGACGCUGAGACCGGCAUGGCCAAAAAUAAAGGAAAGAUUGAUGGACGAGAGUGAGGACUCAAGUGUUACAGCAGCUAUUGUGAAUGUGGUUUGCGAACUAGGCUGGCGACGGCCAUCUGAUUUUCUUCCACUGGCACCAAGGCUCUUCGAACUUCUGGUUGAUAGCGGAAACAACUGGAUGGCUAUAAAGUUGAUCAAACUCUUCGCAACAUUGACACCAUUAGAACCCCGCUUAGUUCGGAAACUGUUGCCCCCUCUGACCUCCAUUAUUCGGACCACUCCUGCCAUGUCACUUCUGUAUGAAUGCAUAAAUGGCAUCAUUCAAGGAGGAAUCUUGGACAGUGGAGAUGACUCUGUUGGAGGCGAAGAGAUCGCAACACUAUGUGUGACCAAGCUACGAGGAAUGAUUAUGGUGGAGGGUGAUGCUAAUUUAAAAUAUGUGGCGUUACUUGCCUUCAACAAGAUUGUUCUCACCCAUCCAUAUCUUGUUGCUCAGCAGGAAGACGUCAUCAUGGAAUGUAUCGACAGCCCUGACAUCUCCAUACGACUACGAGCCCUCGAUUUAGUAGUAGGCAUGGUCAACAGUGACAAUCUCAUGUCUAUUGUUGGUCGUUUGAUGAGGCAAUUGAAGAACUCUCGCUCAGCUACUGCUGAGGAGCUGAAUCAUCGACCAGCGCCUAUAGAACCCAGUGCAGAUUCGGACGACGAAUCUCCCGAAGCUGCAAUUAAGAAUGCUAAAGGCGCUUCAGACGCGCCUUUAUUACCAGAUGACUACAAAGUCGAUGUUAUUACCAGAAUACUCGAGAUGUGCUCUGGAAGCAAUUACGGAAAUCUGGUCGACUUUGACUGGUAUAUUGAUAUCUUGACUCAAUUAGUUCGAACCGCCCCCAUCCCAGAUGCCACUUCAUCCACCUCGAAUCCAGAACCUGGGCAAAAUGAUCUCAAGGUGGACGUCUCGGAAAAAAUUGGAGAUGAACUUCGCAACGUUGCUGUCAAGGUGAAGGCUGUAAGAUUGCAAGCUGCAAGGGCUGCAGAAACUAUCCUUGUGUCUACUUACAAUGACAGCUCUUCGAACCUUACAUCUGGGAGUGGAAUCCUCAGACCGAUCGCUUGGAUUGCUGGAGAAUAUGCUUCUUAUUUGGCUUCUCCCGAAGGCACAUUAACUGCGUUGCUGCAAUUAACUAAAGGUGCCACACCCCCGGAGAGCCUGAUCUUCUAUCUACAAGCACUGCCGAAGAUAUUUUCCAUGAUGGCUGGUGACGAACAGCUCGCGUGGACCCCUGAGCGUAAAACAAUGAUCUCACUGUUGAUGGCUCGAGUGAUACACGCACUAGAGCCCCUUGCCAUACACCCUGAUUUGGAGGUUCAAGAACGAGCAGUCGAAUUUUCUGAGCUUCUGAAGUUGGCCGCAGAGGCAGCUACUGGGCAGGAACCAUCACAAGAUGACGCCCAAGACGCACCGUUGUUGCUCACACAAGCGAUACCAUCACUCUUCAUUGGCCUAGAGUUGAACUCAGUCGCAGUGGGUGCGCAGAAGAACGUACCCAUACCCUCUAACUUGGACCUGAACCAACCAAUCAACGCAAAUUUAAGCAACCUUUUAAAGGCUGUCGAGUUCUCUGGAUUUGAUGCUGUUGACGAGGAUGAGUUUGAGAUUUAUUACCAUAAACCGGAAGCACAAUCACAAAGUGUUGCUGAACCUGCAACCAACCGUCUUGGUGCUGCUGAAGAACCGGUCCAUUCAUAUCAACAAGGCGGCGAAGAAAGUUAUCUGGACCCAGAUAUUGUAGCUCGACGCCGGGCUGAGCGCCUGGAAAGGAAUAAGGACGAUCCAUUUUACAUUCCUCCAUCAGAUAGGUCCGGUGGCUCUACUCCUCUGCACAAUAUCCUUCAAAGCAACAAUGGAACGGAUAUGGAUAUUGAUGCCAUACCGAUUAUGCAAUUAGAUCUAGGUAAGACAGCCGCAAACAAGGCCGGACAACCAUCCACAAAAAGGCCAUCUGCAUCAAAAGCACGCCAGCGAAUCCAGGUUGCGGCAGAUGAAACUCUAGCGACAAGCGGCACAUCUACACCUAGGAAUGACGAUUCGGAAAACAGCCUGGAAGGCCAUCAAAGACCCAAAGCCAAAGGAAAGCAUUCUCUGCUUCAGGUCGACUCGAGCCAUAUUGGUGCUUUCUCACUCGAAGGCGACGGGUCUAGCGAACCAAUCGACUACGAGCGUCAGCAGAGAGAAGAAGCAGAAAUGGCAAAAGCGAUGAAAGAGGUUGAAAGGCUCCGGCUAGAAAUGCAACGAGCUAGUGAACGGAUUGAAGCUGCGAAAGGGGUUGAAGGUACGGUGGUGAAGAAAAAGAAGAAGAAGCCCAAGGUGGUUGAGCAUGAAGGGGAAGAAGAUGGAUCUGUAGCGGUGGUGAAGAAGAAAAAGAAGUCGAAGAAAUCUGUGAUAGAUGAUGGCUCUUUGGACCCAGAAGCGGCUGCCGAUGUGGUAAAGCCAAAAAAGAAGAAGAAGAAGAAAGCGAAGAUCGAUGAGGGUAUCGUUGACCCAGAAGGUGUAGUGGAUUCAUAGAGGAGCAUAGCGCAGCGGCUGGGAUAUUUCGGCGUAUGGCUUUGAAGCAUAGGAGCAUUUGGCAGGAAUUGGUAAAUACGUACUUUGAAGAUUGCAUUGGGAUGAAUGUACAUAGAAGACGUGGAGAAGACCAACUGCACCCACGAUUUUGCUCCCGAAUACCCCUUUCAUUGUCCAACUCGGAUUUCAUCUUGGCGGCGCGCCGAAUGAUAAGAUACAAUAAGUAGGUGGUGGUUGAAAAUCGAGAAGUGCAACAAUUAGGGAGAGUUCAUAACCCUAAGAAGAUGCAUUGAGAAUG
Mollisia scopiformis is the source of this 3528-nucleotide messenger RNA. RefSeq names its product Adaptor protein complex AP-3 delta subunit. Lineage: Eukaryota; Fungi; Ascomycota; Leotiomycetes; Helotiales; Mollisiaceae. The record is from RefSeq and is a predicted model, not a curated record. Gene Ontology annotation, biological process: Golgi to vacuole transport; protein targeting to vacuole. Bases 168 to 3230 code for a protein of 1020 amino acids. The transcript has 6 exons. Gene Ontology annotation, cellular component: membrane coat; AP-3 adaptor complex; endosome membrane.